AUGGCUCUGGACACGACGCACCACUGGCAGGGCGUCCUCAACAGCGCCCUCGACGCUGUCGGCCACACCCCGCUGAUCCGUCUCGACCGCAUCGCAGAGGCCGAAGGCUUCAAGUGCAACCUCUUGGCCAAGUGCGAGUACUUCUCUGCAGGCGGCAGCGUCAAGGACCGCAUUGCAAAGCGCAUGGUCGAACAAGCCGAGAAGGAAGGCACACUCGUUCCGGGACAGAGCGUCGUGAUUGAGCCUACCAGUGGUAACACUGGUAUCGGCCUCGCCCUCGCUUGCGCCAUCAAGGGGUACCGUUGCAUCAUUACCCUGCCAGCCAAGAUGAGCCUCGAGAAGGAGGUCAUGCUGCGUGCUCUUGGCGCCGAGAUUGUCCGCACACCGACAGAGGCACCACACAACGAUCCCGAGAGCCUGAUCGGCAUCGCCGAGCGUCUGCGCGACGCGAUCCCCGGCGGCGUCAUUCUCGACCAGUACUCGAACCCUAACAAUCCCCUCGCGCACUACCACGAGACCUAUGGCGAGAUUGCGUACGCUCUCAAGUCGUCCAUGCUCCGUCGCAAGGACAUUGCCCUCCUCGUGGCCGGCGCGGGCACUGGUGGUACCAUCACAGGCCUCGCGCGCGCCGUCCGUGACGCAGAGAAGGACAGCGACCACCGGGCCAUUGUUGUCGCCUGCGACCCCGUCGGGUCCAUCCUCGGCGGUGGCCUGCCUGGCAUGUACCAGGUGGAGGGAAUUGGCUAUGACUUCUUCCCCAAGGUGCUUGACAUGGAGCCCUCGCUCAUUGACAAGUGGCUCAAGACGGACGACACCGAGUCUUUCGCAGCCGCCAAGCGCCUUAUCCGCAUCGAGGGCCUCAUGGUCGGCGGAUCGUCUGGAACGGCACUCGCUGGAGCCGUGCGGUUCCUGCACAGCGACGAGGGCCGCAAGAUCGCAGAGGACCCCACCGCCAAUGUCGUCGUGGUCCUGCCUGACGGAUCGAGAAACUACAUGUCCAAGCCAUGGUUCCUCGCCCAGCCCGCCGAGGGCCAGGAAGAGCUCGCCCUGCGCGAGACGAUCCGUAAAGUCAUCGGCCGCGACCUCGAUGACCCAUACAAGAAGAAGGUUGUAAACGGUUCUGCGCCGGUCAAUGGCCACAGCAAGGUCGACAAGGUCGACGCCGCACCGGCCAUUGUGGCCAAGUAG
Apiotrichum porosum is the source of this 1188-nucleotide messenger RNA. It is a transcript of the gene CYS4, whose product is annotated as cystathionine beta-synthase. Bases 1 to 1188 code for a protein of 395 amino acids. Gene Ontology annotation, molecular function: cystathionine beta-synthase activity; cysteine synthase activity. The transcript has 8 exons. Gene Ontology annotation, cellular component: cytoplasm. Lineage: Eukaryota; Fungi; Basidiomycota; Tremellomycetes; Trichosporonales; Trichosporonaceae. The record is from RefSeq and is a predicted model, not a curated record.